Messenger RNA from Adineta ricciae, 381 nucleotides. NCBI's taxonomy places the organism in Eukaryota, Metazoa, Rotifera, Eurotatoria, Adinetida, Adinetidae. The record is from the annotation of a GenBank genome assembly.
AUGCUGAGCGUUUGGUGGGUUGUCAAGGGAAUUAUUCAUUGGGACAUUCUUCCUAUUGGCUGCAUCGUCACUGUUGAUCUCUACUGUCAGCAAUUAGACCGAGUUGUAGCAAAACUUCACGGGAAGCAGGAUAGAAUUUAUUUUCCGCAUGACAAUGCUAGACCUCAUGUUGCAAAGUUAACGCAUAAAAAAUUAUUGAAGCUCGAAUGGAUUACACUCCCACAUCCAUCUUACUCUCCUGACUUGGCUCCAACAGACUACCAUUUCUUUCGUUCUCUUUCUAAUUAUUUAGGUGAGAAAAAAUUCGACGACGAGAACGACCUCAGAGCGGAACUGGCCAACCCAGUAUCAUCAAAACACUUGGUAUCAUAUCAAAGAUAA